Molecule: messenger RNA, 888 nt
Organism: Periconia digitata
Lineage: Eukaryota; Fungi; Ascomycota; Dothideomycetes; Pleosporales; Periconiaceae
Source: the annotation of a GenBank genome assembly
AUGUCACCGCCUUCGGCCAUUAUUGAGACCGCCACCAGCAAUGGAGACAAGCCUUCGGCGGCGGCACCGCUUGAACCGGGGAUCAAGAACGCAGAUGCAUACAUGCAAGCCAUGAAGUUUCCCAUGCCUCCCAAAUUUGACGACAAGUUGAAAGAGAGGGAGUAUUUGAAGGGGAAGCUGGCGGCCGCCUUCAGAAUAUUCGGUAAGUACGGAUAUGAUGAGGGUGUAGCGGGACACAUCACACUGCGCGACCCUGUAGACCCAGAUACGUUCUGGGUCAACCCGUUCGGCACCGCCUUCAGUCUGAUCAAAGCGUCCGAUUUGAUUCUCGUCAACGAGGCGGGCGAGGUGAUUGAUGGUGGGGAAAACCGAUUGCUGAACCAGGCGGCGUAUGCAAUUCACAGUGCCAUACACGCCGCCAGACCUGAUGUCAACUGCGCCGCCCACUCGCAUACAAUCUAUGGGCGCGCGUAUUGUGCGCUUGGGAAGAAGCUGGACACGAUUACACAGGAUACGUGCGCGUUCCACAACGACCACGUUGUCUACGAUUCCUUCAACGGUGUCGUGCUCGCGGCUGAGGAAGGGCGCAACAUCGCAAAGGCACUGGGGCCACACAAGGCCGCGCUCCUACAGAACCAUGGGCCGGUGACGGUAGGGAAAACCAUCGAGGAAGCGGUUUUCUGGUUCGUGGCGCUGGAUAAAUGCUGCCACGCACAACUGCUUGCGGAUGCGGCAGCGGCGGGGACGGGCAAGCAAACGGUCAAGAUCAGCGACGAGGAUGCGGAAUAUACAGCCAAGACUACGGGUGGCCCGCUGGCUGGAUGGUUCUCGGCCAAGCCAAUGUUCGAUGUGGUGGAGAAGGAGACUGGUGGGGAGCAUUUGCAGUAG